UUGGUCAUACUGUUGGCACGUCAGCACUGAUUUGUAAUAGUGAAAAAAACCUAUGAAUUCAGACUACGUUAUAUAUUUAAUAAAUUUUCAUAAUAAUACUUUAAUGUUUUCUGAGUGUGUGAUGUGUGAAGUGAACUAAGUUUUCUUAAAUUUAACUAAAAUUUAAUGUAACAUUAUUAAAGUGGAUAAAAUUGUGGAUAAAACAAAUUCAGAAGAUAGGAUGGCGGCAUCGCAUAUCCUGAGCGCCGUGGAGCCGACAGUCGGCGGCGGUGGCUCGCGCGGCGGCCGGGAGCGCGAGGUCAGCGUAGCCCUCGACGACAGAGAGCUCUGGGUGCGCUUCCAGACCCUUACCAACGAGAUGAUCGUUACCAAGAACGGAAGGCGCAUGUUUCCCGUAGUGAAGGUUACUGCCAGUGGAUUGGACCCUACUGCGAUGUACACAGUUCUAUUAGAAUUUGUCCAAGUGGAUUCCCAUCGAUGGAAAUAUGUUAAUGGAGAAUGGGUGCCAGGUGGUAAAGCUGAAGUCCCUCCUUCGAAUGCUAUAUACAUACACCCUGAAAGUCCGAAUUUCGGGGCACAUUGGAUGAAAGAACCGAUAUCAUUCGCUAAAGUAAAACUAACAAAUAAAACCAAUGGAAACGGGCAGAUAAUGUUGAAUUCUCUCCAUAAAUAUGAGCCCAGGGUUCAUCUAGUAAAAGUGGGGACCGAUCUUCGCCGCAUUAUGACGUACCCAUUCCCUGAAACGCAGUUUAUAGCAGUCACUGCUUACCAGAAUGAGGAGGUUACUUCGCUGAAGAUCAAGUAUAAUCCGUUCGCAAAAGCUUUUUUGGACGCCAAGGAGAGGCCAGAGGGAUACUACCAGAGAGAUUUUGUAGGAACACACUAUCCACAACAGACUUCAUCACCACAUCAGUAUCCUCAAUUCGGUGGAUGGUUUGUAGCGUCGCAGUCGCUGUACGGCGGCAGUAACGCGGCGUCGCGGAGGCCGGCGCCCUACCCACCGCGACCACCCUCCCGCCCGAGGACUUUGUCACCACCAUCCACCUACAGCACCCCGGAACGUACGACAGCUGCGCCGAACAGCAGUGGCUACACCUGGGCCAGCAGCAGUGGGUACUGGAGUUCAGCGCAAGGCAGCAGUUCGCCGCAGCCUACCACCUCUCCGGGGCCGUACCGAACACCUCCUCACGCGUACCCCGCACCUCUAGAGUACGCGCCGCCAGUCAGCACCACUGCCCCUGCGUCCGGCCCUGCACCCAUAUACCCCCUCCAGUAUGAGGCAUCACCGCAGCACCACUCCCCUUAUUACCAGCAUGCUUACGCGCCUUACGCUCAUCAUGCUAUUGAAGACAUUUCCUACUGGCCUAAUAGCUACAGUUACCAGCCGACGGAGUACGUCGGUACGGGUGAAGUGGUUUACAGCGCAGAGGGCAUGGCAUUCCCGACGGGCUCAUCCGUAGAGGCGGCUGGGGAAAGCCGGACUUCUCCCCCCGGCUCCGAGCACCAAGCAGGCGAGAGGGAAUACAAGUUUAGUGCGGAAGACGGCCGUCACUCCCCCUGCGAAGACAGCGGACUACCACCUAGGUCCCCGCCUCAGUGAUUGUUUACGCUUACGGCCAGUUUCAAUAAUCAACUGUUGAUAAGAAACGAAACCAGAUUAUCCUUACCUUUCAUUGAGGCUGAUUAUUGAAUCUGGCCGUUAGUGUACUAUGUGGUGUUAAAUAGACAAUAUUAUGAGUAUUAAAAGUGAGUGACAACAAAACUAAAUACAAACAUGUAGCGCUUUAUAUUGUAAAAAAUGUAAAGGAUGGUUAAACUUAUAAUUUAGUCAGUUUUAUUUUAUUGUAUCACCUAAAAUUAUUGGAAAAAAUAGUCAGAAACUAAAUGCUGUCAUUAAAAUGUCAUAAUUUAAUAUUUUUACCGUAACUAGUUAUUACUGAAGAAACAUUUAAAAAGGAAUUGCAUAAUAUCAAAACUCUUUGCAUAAUAUUCGUUAUUCAUAGAUGAAUGAUUGGUCUCGCUUCACUCCACUAGAUACCGCCGGCGUACUUAUAUAAUGGGGCAACAAAUACUAUGCCGAAAUCGGCAUACCCGAGCCUUCACCGUGUCAGUCACAUUGACAGCUGCGCUUUAGGUGUUAGUCCCGAAUAUUUUAAUCAAUUUAGAGCAAAAUCCGCAGCAAAAUGCCAGUUUGUGUUCUGAAACUUUGUAAGAAUAAUAGUUCAAAAAAUAAAAAGGACACUGGGAUCACAUACCAUCAGUAAGUAUCUUUUAAUUUCGAAAUUUCGAUGUAAAAUUUCAUGAAAAAUAAUCGUCAUUUGGUGUUGCCAAGUACGCAAUAUAAAAGUCCCUAUGGUUGAGAUUUUUAUAAUAUGAAUAUAUACUGUUAUAUGACCCAUUUCAUUUGACCUCUUUAUGAAAUACAAACUAUUCGUGUCAGUAAAUCUACAACUUUUGUAUCGACACUUUUUUCACAUAACCUCAAAAUUUAUGUGAAAAAUUCGAAUAACCGAGUUUUUGGUUUUUUAUUUUUUGCAAAAAAUAUUUUUCACGAAGUUUAGUAAAAACUUAACUUUGUAUGUCCCAAACAUACAGUAAUUUUUUUGAUUUAAAAUAUUCUUUUUUUCACCUUAUUUUGACUUAAUAUCGAAAAAGCACCCUAAUUUUCAAUCGAGAAUUCUCACGUCAAAAAAUCUGCUUUUUUAAAAAAGUUGGUGUGUUUUUUGUUUGUUGAAAUCUCUACUUUCUGAUGGUAUAAAAAAAUAUACACUACUAUGGUAAAUGUUCUCAGAAACUGCAAAUUAAUAAUGAAAAAAACUAGAAUCCGUUUUUUUUUUAAUCAUUAUGUAUAAUUUUGAGCUAUUUAUUUACACUUUAAUUACUCGAAAAACGUAAAAUUUCAUGUUAUACAAAUAUGACUCCAUUACAUUUCGAAGAAAGAAAAUUUGCAAAAAUUAGAAAAUUUUAAAAGGCAAAUUUAUCGUAAACUUGUGCAAGUUAGUGGGCAUAUAAUUUUUGUUUUUUGAUAAUAAACUUUAUUCUUGCGUUAACCUGCUCAUUUUAAUAGUUUUAACUAUAUAUAUUGUUAUUAUAGUUUUAUUUCAAUUUCUAGUGUCUGCAUGGUUAAUAAUAAUUAUAAAACUCAACACUGGUGUCGAUUCUGGCAUGAUUCU
Messenger RNA from Chilo suppressalis (striped riceborer), 3173 nucleotides. NCBI's taxonomy places the organism in Eukaryota, Metazoa, Arthropoda, Insecta, Lepidoptera, Crambidae. The record is from the annotation of a GenBank genome assembly.